GGGCCGAGAGGAUGGUGAUAGAUGGCGCCUCUCCGGGACGGAUCAAGAUGGAAAAACCGCGACAGGGAGAGGCGUCUCCUGCAGUUCGUCCAAUGGGGAGUCUAUAUACAUAACCAACAACAAUGUCGAUCGCGUCCGAAGAAGACGCGAGAUUCUCGAAAGCUAAGUGAGGAUCGCGUGUAGCGGUGAGCGCGGCGACGAUGCCGAGGUAGUCGCCGUCGGUUUCUCUCGAUCCCCUCUCUCUUUCCUUCUAUCUCUCCCUUCCUCGAGACUGUCGAGAGCGAAACCGAGGUGAGCGCGCGCGUAGGUCCGUGGUCCGUGUGUGUGCGUGCAGCCCGUGCAGCGUGCGUGACAUUCGCGCGGUCUGCCGUCGAGGUGAACGCUUGCGGAAAGUCCGGCGGUGCCGCGGUUGGUGUCGGAAAGUCCCUCCCCCCUCCCCCUUUCCCCCCCGUAUCGCACGGAUGCGCCGUCCUUGUUGAACGGGCGACUCGCGAGCGCGGACCUCCGCCUCCUGGUGCCGGACAGUGGAGAACAUGGAGGACUACAAGUUUCUCUUCAAGGUCGUGCUCGUGGGGAACGCCGGUGUGGGCAAGACCUGCCUGGUGCGACGAUUCACUCAGGGUUUAUUUCCACCUGGACAAGGUGCAACAAUUGGAGUUGAUUUUAUGAUUAAAACUGUUGAAGUGGAAAAUGAAAAAGUUAAGUUGCAAAUAUGGGAUACUGCAGGUCAGGAAAGAUUUCGUUCCAUUACUCAAAGUUAUUAUAGAUCAGCACAUGCAUUGAUAUUAGUUUAUGAUAUUUCUUGUCAACCUACAUUCGAUUGUUUGCUAGAUUGGUUGAGAGAAAUCGAAGAAUAUGCAAGUAAUAAAGUUCUUAGGAUAUUAGUAGGGAAUAAAAUUGAUCGAGAAGAUAGAGAGAUACCGACGCACGUGGGAGAGGAUUUUGCACAAAGGCAUGGCAUGUACUUUUUAGAAACGUCCGCUAAAGAAGCGGAAAACGUAGAGAGAUUAUUUAUGGAAAUAGCAGCUGAACUUAUGGAGCAAGCACGCUGUAAGGAAUUACCUCGGUAUGAAACGAAUACAACUUCAAUAAACGGUAAAACGACGUCAAUCGGUGAUAGUAGUAAUUGCGGUUGUAGCAGACUCUCUUAAAUAAUUUUUGUAUGUUAUACCUUUUUUUAUAGACACGGUGAUUGAAAUCGAGCGUAUCAAUAUUUGAUAAUUUAGGGAACGUAUAGUACACGUAUAUCUUUGAUACAGU
Messenger RNA from Trachymyrmex cornetzi, 1260 nucleotides. RefSeq names its product RAS oncogene family member Rab9Fa. The record is from RefSeq and is a predicted model, not a curated record. NCBI's taxonomy places the organism in Eukaryota, Metazoa, Arthropoda, Insecta, Hymenoptera, Formicidae. The coding region runs from base 534 to 1151 and encodes 205 amino acids. The transcript has 5 exons. Gene Ontology annotation, molecular function: GTPase activity; GTP binding.